Molecule: messenger RNA, 2061 nt
Organism: Caenorhabditis elegans
Lineage: Eukaryota; Metazoa; Nematoda; Chromadorea; Rhabditida; Rhabditidae
Gene: pck-1
Product: Phosphoenolpyruvate carboxykinase [GTP]
Exons: 5
Coding region: 5-1960 (651 amino acids)
Biological process (GO): gluconeogenesis
Molecular function (GO): phosphoenolpyruvate carboxykinase (GTP) activity; GTP binding; phosphoenolpyruvate carboxykinase activity
Source: RefSeq, marked reviewed
AACCAUGGCAAACGAGUGUCGUUCUCUGCGUAACAUGGAGACCGAUGGUUUCCAGGUGGUCACCGAAGUGGUCACCCACAAGCUGAACCACAUCCCAAUUUUCAAGGGAGACUUCGCUUCGUUGUCGCCAAAAGUUCAGAGAUUCGUUGCCGAGAAGGCCGAGCUUAUGAAUCCGGCCGGAAUCUACAUUUGCGAUGGAUCACAGAAGGAAUACGACGAUAUUGUUGAUAAGCUCGUCGAGCGUGGUGUCCUUACUCCGUUGAAGGCCUACGAAAACAACUACCUCUGCCGUACCGACCCACGUGAUGUGGCCCGCGUCGAGUCCAAAACCUGGAUGGUCACCAAGGACAAGUACGACUCAGUCUGCCAUACCCCAGACGGUGUCCGCCCAAUCAUGGGACAAUGGAUGAGCGAGGAGCAGUUCGGUGUGGAGCUCGACUCCCGCUUCCCAGGAUGCAUGGCUGGACGUCCAAUGUACGUUGUACCAUACUCGAUGGGUCCGAUCGGAGGACCAUUGUCCAAGAAUGGUAUCGAGUUGACCGAUUCACCAUAUGUCGUGCUUUGCAUGCGUACCAUGACCAGAAUGGGAACCAAGGUUUUGGAGGCGCUCGGGGAUAAUGAUUUUGUUAGAUGUAUUCAUUCAGUGGGACUUCCACGUCCAGUUAAGCAAAAGGUGAUCAACCACUGGCCCUGCAACCCAGAGAAAGUAAUGAUCGCCCAUCGUCCAAAGGAGCGCGAGAUCUGGUCAUUCGGCUCGGGCUACGGAGGUAACUCGAUUCUCGGAAAGAAGUGCUUCGCUCUCCGUAUUGCCUGCAACAUUGGAAGAGACGAGGGAUGGCUCGCCGAGCACAUGUUGAUCAUGGGAGUAACCAACCCAGAAGGCGAGGAGAAGUUCAUCGCCGCCGCCUUCCCAUCCGCCUGCGGAAAGACCAACCUCGCCAUGCUCACCCCAACGGUUCCCGGCUGGAAGGUCCGAGUCGUCGGAGACGACAUCGCCUGGAUGAAGUUCGGAGCCGACGGUCGCCUCUACGCAAUCAAUCCCGAAGCCGGAUUCUUCGGUGUCGCCCCGGGAACCUCUCAUAAGACAAACGCCAUGGCCAUGGAGUCGUGCCGCGCUAACACAAUUUUCACAAACGUCGCCGAGACCGCCGACGGAGAAUACUUCUGGGAAGGUCUGGAGAAGGAGUUGAAGGAGGCCAAGGGAUAUACUGAUGAGCAGUUGAAGCACUUGGAAAUCACUAACUGGUUGGGAGAGAGAUGGCAUAUCGGGGAUGAGGGAAAGGCUGCUCACCCGAACUCGAGAUUCACGGCUCCAGCUAAGCAAUGCCCGAAUAUUCAUCCAGAUUGGGAGGCCCCACAAGGAGUACCAAUCGACGCUAUCGUCUUCGGAGGCCGCCGUCCAGAGGGUGUCCCACUCGUCUUCGAGUCCUUCUCCUGGGAGCACGGAAUCCUUGUCGGAGCCCUCGUCAAAUCCGAGACCACCGCCGCCGCCGAGUUCACUGGCAAGAAUGUGAUGCACGAUCCAAUGGCAAUGAGACCAUUCAUGGGAUACAACUACGGUAAGUACUUGGAGCACUGGAUCAAGCUCGGCAAGGCUCCACACAAGGCGCCAAAGAUCUUCCACGUCAACUGGUUCCGUGAGACUAAGGAUCACAAGUUCUUGUGGCCAGGAUUCGGAGAUAACAUCCGUGUUCUUGAUUGGAUCUUGAGAAGAGUCGCUGGUGGAGAGGAGGAGAUCGCUAUCGAGACCGCGAUCGGAUACGUUCCAAAGCGUGGAACCAUCAACCUGGACGGCCUCCCACGCAUCGACUGGAACGAUUUGAUGAGCAUUCCAAAGGACUACUGGGUUGAAGAUGUUGACGAGAGCAGACACUUCCUCGACACCCAAGUCGGAUCCGAUCUCCCACAACCGAUCAGAGAUGAGCUCGACAAGCUUGAGAAGAGAGUUCACGCACUUUGAAUAAUUUAAGACUGAUUUUUUGUUUUGCAUGAAUUUGUACAAUUUACAUCGAUAAUUUGAGUAGAGAACCGCUAAAUUCGCUAAAUAAAUGUAUUUUCGCU